This is a messenger RNA of Dendronephthya gigantea, 888 nucleotides long. RefSeq lists its product as uncharacterized. Gene Ontology annotation, molecular function: protein binding. The transcript has a single exon. Lineage: Eukaryota; Metazoa; Cnidaria; Anthozoa; Malacalcyonacea; Nephtheidae. The record is from RefSeq and is a predicted model, not a curated record. Bases 1 to 888 code for a protein of 295 amino acids. Gene Ontology annotation, biological process: protein homooligomerization.
AUGAGCAGUAAAGACUUAUUGACGAAAUUCAACGAGUUAAUGAAGCGAUUUAAGAACGAAUUUGACGAAAUUAUCGAAGCUGAGAGGACAAUGAUGAGGGCGGAAGUCGAAGCGUUUAACGAAGAGAAGAAACGAAUGCAAGCCUCGGCAGUCAGAGACGAUGAUAUCCUUCAUCUGAACGUUGGUGGACAAAAAUUUACAACCAAAAGAUCAACUCUCUGUCAGGUUGAAGGUUCCUUGUUCGCUAAAAUGUUUAGCGGUCGCUGGGAAGAUAGUUUAGAGCGCGACCAUGAUGGCGCUGUAUUCUUUGAUUUUAAUCCACAAUUUGUUGCCAUUAUUUUGGAUUAUCUCCGAGCGAAAAGGAUUUCGACUCUUGAGAAUCCGAACAAAAUUCCAAAGAUUCCCGAGGAUCAAGUGAGGAAUUUCAACAUUCUUGUCAAGUAUCUUUGCUUGAGUGAUGAAAUCUUCCCAACUGAAAUUGUGUUUGACGAGAAAUUCAACUUGCACGGCCCAGGAGUCACUCUUGAGGAAGACGGGAAAGUCGCAGUUCAUGAUGGAAAUAGUGGACAUGAAUAUGUUCUUGGUGAAAAUAUUCACCGGCAAAAAAGUGUGGAUAUGAAGUUGAAGUUGGAGUCGCUUUUAGAUAACUUUUGGGUGUUUAUUGGAAUAUUGGAAGGCGAUUUUCAACCACCUAAUAAAUUUUCAUGUGAUUGCCCUGGCUCAAAUGGUUGGUCACUCGGGUCAAGUGGCGCUCAGGGAAUGCGGAAAGAAGGGACAUUUACAAAAGACAGUACUUUGGUAAAUGUUACUAAGGAAGGCGACACGAUGAAACUAAUCCUAGACUGCGAUGCAGAUAAACUGUCGCUACAUUUGAGCACUGGUCUUUAA